Messenger RNA from Drosophila willistoni, 1463 nucleotides. Its product is annotated as zinc finger CCCH domain-containing protein 15 homolog. The coding region runs from base 128 to 1360 and encodes 410 amino acids. Gene Ontology annotation, molecular function: mRNA binding; metal ion binding. The record is from RefSeq and is a predicted model, not a curated record. NCBI's taxonomy places the organism in Eukaryota, Metazoa, Arthropoda, Insecta, Diptera, Drosophilidae. Gene Ontology annotation, biological process: cytoplasmic translation. Gene Ontology annotation, cellular component: cytosol. The transcript is spliced from 3 exons.
UCUAGAAUUCUGGCAACCUUCAGGUGCUGAUGCCACAUGUUAUUUCAUUUUUUAUAAGUGUUAUUUGAAAAAGUUUCCAACAAAUUCUUGUUUUUGCUGCACAAGGAGCAGCAAAUAAUUAGUAAACAUGCCCCCAAAAAAGGCGCCCGGUCCUAGCAAAAAGACGGAACAAAAGAAGAAGGAAAAAGUCAUUGAGGACAAAACUUUUGGGCUAAAGAACAAAAAAGGCAACAAGCAGCAGAAAUUUAUUCAGCAAGUGCAAAAGCAAGUUCAAGCCGGUGGCCAUCAUCCGCGUGCCGAUGGUGAUAAACGGAAGGAUGAGAAGGAAAAGAAAUUGGCCGAUCAGCGGGAGAUGGCCAUGAUCUUCAAGCCAGUGCAGACCCAGAAGGUGGAAAAAGGAACCGAUCCCAAAUCGGUGGUCUGUGCCUUCUUCAAACAGGGCAUCUGCACCAAGGGUGAUAAAUGUAAAUUCUCCCAUGAUUUAUCCCAGGAGAAUAAGGUGGAGAAACGGUCCAUCUAUGUGGAUAUGCGUGAUGAUGAUGAUUUAAUGACGAAUUGGGAUGAUGCCAAGCUCAAGGAAGUUGUCGACAAGAAGCAUUCGGAUGAGAAGAGACGUCCAACCACUGAGAUUAUCUGCAAAUACUUCCUGGAAGCUGUGGAGAAAUCAAAAUAUGGUUGGUUCUGGGAAUGUCCCAAUGGUGAAAAGUGUAUCUAUCGUCAUGCCUUGCCGCCUGGUUAUGUUCUCAAGCGCGACAAGAAACUGGAGGUGAAACAAACGGAAAUAUCCCUGGUGGAUCUUAUUGAAAAGGAACGUGCCGCUUUAGGACCCAGCCAGACGCGUGUUACCCUGGAAACCUUUUUGGCCUGGAAGAAACGUAAGAUAGCCGAAAAGAAGGAGAAACUGGCUGCCGAAGAGGAACGCAAGAAGAGUGACUAUAGCAAGGGUAAACAAUUCGGUAUAUCGGGUCGUGAAAUGUUUAGCUUCAAUCCCGAUUUGGUUGACGAUGGCCCCAUUGAGGAGGGUGAUGCUGCCUUCGAUAUUUACCAACGGGAAGAUGACGACGAUGAGAAUGUUAUUGAAUUCAAGGAACUUGAUUUGGCUGCUCUCUCGUUGGCAGCCCAAGAGGUAGAUGGUUCUGGUACCAUAGCCUCAAGUACUCGUCUCCUAGAUCAGGCCGCUGAGGCGGCAAAAACUGCCGCUGCCGAAGAUGGUGCGGCUGCUGCCCAACAAAAUGGUGAAGAUGACAAUGAUUCCUCAUCGUCUACCCCUGCCAACGAUGCUGCCUUCAUCAAUAAGGAUCUCUUUGUUGAUUUGGCGGACGAACUUGAUGAUUUGGAUUUGGAUGAUGUUGAUGAUUAAUUAAUUAGUUUUGGCCCCCCUUAAAAAAAAUGCCAAUUGCUUACUUAAUUCAAUUCAUUACAAAUGAUCCGAAUAUGAAUAAUAAAUAAAUUGUGGCUUUUAA